AUGGCGACGCAAAACUGGCGGUCGCUCGCCCUUCUCCUGUUCUUAGCAUCCUAUGUUGUUGCUAGAUAUGCCGAAUUGGAGCCAUGGAAGGGUGCCGGCCGGCCGGCCACGCCUGCCCAAGAAGCGGAGGAUGAACGCCGCGACGCCGAACUUCUCGCCGCCGUGCGGAACUCAAUGCAACAAUGGGAGAUGAAGAAGGCUCGCACGAGGACGAAAAGGUCACAGGGUAGUGUGUGCUAUGGCCAGUUCGGAUGUUUCGAAGACACUGGACCCUUCGCAUACCUUGAGACGCUGCCAAGCCCACCGCAGGAGGUUGGAACCAACUUCCUCAUGUAUUCCACCAUCAACAGGGGCGACCAGCCGCUCAUGUCGGUGUCGGCGGCCAACAUGUCGGCGGCGUGGAGCUGGGCGGAGCGCGCUUUCGACGCCACGAAGCCCACGCGGAUCAUCGUGCACGGCUUCGGAUCCAACUGCGACAACGUGUGGGUGUACGAGAUGAGGUCCGCACUCAUGGCCGUGGAAGAGUGUAACGUGGUGUGCGUGGAUUGGGAGGGCGGUGCAUCGAUGCCGAACUACUUGCGGGCGGCGGCAAACACUCGACUCGUCGGUAAACAGCUGGCAAUGAUGCUGCAAGGUUUGGCUGAACACAUAGACUUGAGAUUUGAAGACGUUCACCUGAUCGGAUUCAGUCUGGGCGCACACGUGGCGGGUUUUGCUGGAUCGGAGCUAAGGAAUAUCAGUCGAAUAACAGGUCUAGAUCCAGCCGGGCCCCUGUUCGACUUCCAAGAUCCGCGCGUCCGUCUAGACCGCACGGACGCCAAGUUCGUGGACGUCAUACAUUCCAACGGAGAGACCCUCAUUUUGGGCGGACUCGGCGCCGCUCAAGCUUUGGGCCACGUCGACUUCUACCCCAACGGGGGGAGGGUUCAGCACGGCUGCUCCAACUUGUUCGUGGGUGCGGUGUCGGAUUUGGUGCUGCCUUGGGCCGCGGCGUCGGCGGAGGGCCGCUCGCUUUGCAACCACCGCCGCGCCUACAAAUUCUUCACGGACUCCGUGUCGCCCAAGUGCCACUUCCCCGCCUUCCCUUGCACCGACUACGAUGCGUUCCUCGAGGGUCGGUGUUUCCCGUGCAGCGAGGACCGGCGAUGCGGCAACAUGGGAUACUACGCCGACCGCUCACUCGGUCGCGGGCAACUCUACUUGUUGACAAGAGAAGAAGAGCCUUUCUGCGCUCAUCAAUACCACGUGUCGGUAUGGGGAGGCAGCGAAGCUGGCGAGAAGACAAACUAUGGCAGAGUAACACUCACGUUGCACGGAGACUCUGGCCUCAACGAGUCUUUCCCCAUGAAUAAACGCGAGAUCAAAUCGGGCGGGGCCCGGUUCACGCGCGUGAUCGUCCCACACCCAGCGCUGGGCGUGCCGCUGAGCGCGAGCCUGCACUACGCCGGCUACUCGGGCUGGCUGACGGCGGGCGCUAGGGCCGUGCGCGUGCGCAAGCUGCUCAUCGCCGACAGCUUUGGGAAAACAUCAUCAUUCUGUAAAGUGGUGCGACUAAUGUCGGACGAAACCGUUCAACUGCCCUUGUACCCCGGCGAUUGUCAAAUAGUUAUGGAUAGCGAAGUGGCCAACACAACGACUCAAGAAAUGACCAUCAAAGAGGAAAAGACCAAAGAACCUUCCAUCGAUCUCCUCGACAACGAGCUGCCCGAAGACCCGCCACGGUCUCCCUUCCCGGUCGACACUUACGAGUGGGCCAGCGCCGUCGACACCGGCAGGGCGUUCGGCAUGACCAACACCAAGACCGCGCCCAACGGUCUCGUCGAAAUUGCCGAGCCGGUGCUGAGGCCGCGCGCGCGCAAAACGCCCCGCCAGCGCGCCGACGUAGACGACCAGGAAAUCUCCGAGCCGCUACUGCGUGCGACGCAACCGCCCCGAACGCCGCCGCCUUCGCGCAAGCCGAAGAACUACGAGGCUUCCACCACGCCGGCGUACGAGGAACGCGAGGAAGAGACCGGGUUCGCGGUACAAUUCCUACCGUCCAGGCUCGCGUCGCUCAUAUCGAGGGCGGAGCGGUACGCAAGGGACACGCUGCUGCCGCUGGUUUCCGCUUACGCGCCCCGGCUGCCGAUAUUCGGGGCGCGCGAGCUGCCCAAGCCGACCGCGAAGUACAUUCCAACUGAGGACUCGAACGCGACGGGCGCGCCGGUGCCCACGCCCACGCUCGAGAUGAAGAUCGAGACGCUGCGCAACAUGGGCCCGCCCGGCGAGCACCGCGAGCUCGAGACGCCCGAGGAGCCCGACGUGCCGGUCGUGAUAUCGACCACGACCACCUCGACCGCCGCGCCGACCACGACCACUAGGGGCACGACCACGACGGAGAAGCUGCGGCCGGCGCCGACCGAGAUGCUGCAAGUGGUGCCCGGCCCCGUCGUCACGACCAGCACCGCACUACCGCCUGUCGCUCUACAAAGCGCCGGCGAGAAAAUCCUGAUAGUUUACCCCAGCAACGCUAGAGAGGAGAGGAAGAUAAAGUCGCAUUCGGUACCUGAAGAGAUGCAGUUCGAAGCGCUGUACAGGCACACGGCCGAGCCAGGCGUCAGGGUCGACUUGCCAACGUUCCUGCCGCCCACUUCGACUACGGAUUUGAGCUCGACCGACCAAUCAAAAGACGACGCGAGAUACAUCCCCGUGCAAUUUCUUAAGAAGAACGACGACAAAGACGUCCCCGAUGUUAACCCCACG
Messenger RNA from Iphiclides podalirius (scarce swallowtail), 2742 nucleotides. NCBI's taxonomy places the organism in Eukaryota, Metazoa, Arthropoda, Insecta, Lepidoptera, Papilionidae. The record is from the annotation of a GenBank genome assembly.